AUGAAGGUUUCAUCUCUCUUUGUUGGUGCUGUUCUGACCGGAUCCGCCUUUGGUCUGGUCCCCGGCGUACCCGGACUUCCCGGUGCCGCCAAUGCCGUCCCCAGCAACAUUGCCAGUGGUGUCUCGAGCGUUAUCGCUGGUGCCGCUUCAAGCGCAGCCUCUGCUGUCUCGAGCGCCGUCCCCGCCGCCGCCUCCAGCGGACUCGCCAAUGCAUCGUCCCGCAUUGCUUCCGCUGCCAGUGCCCAGUCCACCGGCAAGAAGAUCCAGCUCACCAUCACCACGGCCAACUCUCGCGGUGCAACUGGUGUCUCACCCAAAGUCAUCGCUACUGUCCUCCUCGACACUGCGACCGACAUCCUCUCCACGCUCUCCGUCCCCGGAAUUCCCUUUCUCAAACGUCGAUUGAGUCAAAGACGACAAGAGGUCGAGCUUUCCAAGCGGGCGAUGCCACCACUCCGAUGGCAAUACUACCAAUCGAGUCCCAAGAUUCGCGGUGUCAACCUCGGUGGGUGGCUGGUGUUGGAGGCCUGGAUGACGCCUAGCGUAUUCGCUGCUACGGGUAAUCCGAACAUUGUCGACGAAUGGGGUUUCGGAUCGAUGCAGCCGAGGGAUCAGGCGAUCUCGAUCAUGCAGAACCACCUCAACACCUUCAUGUCGGAGAGUGACAUUCAGCAGAUCGCAGCUGCGGGUCUCAACCACGUUCGAAUCCCGAUCCCGUACUGGGCAUUCGAGGUUGCAGCGGGAGAACCAUAUCUGAAGUUGAACCAGUACGACCUGCUGAAGCAGGCGGUGAUGCUGUGCAACAAGUACAACAUCAAGGUGUUGGUCGAGCUUCACACGGCUCCUGGAUCGCAGAACGGAUACGAUCACGGUGGUCGUCGAGGGGUCAACCAGUGGGCGAGCAAUCCGUCCUACGUGAACCGCACGAUUGCGAUCCUUCAGACCAUGUCGCAGGAGUUCUCGCAGAGCAAGUACGCCAACGUGGUGACAGCGAUCGAAUUGCUCAACGAGCCGGUGACGGAUCAAAACGUGGUGAUGGACUUUAACGCACGUGCCUACGAAGUGGUCCGAUAUCCCAACGGAAGGAACGCGACCGCCUCACCGUUGUUGAUCGUCCUCAGCGAUGACUUCAUCUCGCCCGCAGUCUCGGCUUACUGGAACCAGUCCGCUCUCCCUCCUCAGUACGAAGCCGUAUCCAUCGAUUCCCACGUCUAUACCGUCUUCUCCGAUCAAGGUCGCGCGCUCUCCAACUCGGACCGUCUCGCUUACUACUGUUCGCUCAAACCGAAAUGGGCUGGAGCCACCACCAUUCACCCGCAAAUCAUCGGCGAAUGGACACCUGCAUACACCGAUUGCGCUGCCGGCGUCAACGGCAGAAACACCGCAGCCGGCACAUCCGAUUGCUACGCCAGGUCCGGCGAUGCUUCGACGUUCACCCCGGCGUACAAGGCCAUGCUGGGCAAGAUGUGGGAGGCCCAGGUGGAUUCCGCCGAGGGUGGCAAAGGUUGGAUGAUGUGGAGUUGGAAGACCGAGGCCAUGGCCGCGGAAGAUUGGAGCUACCAGAAAGGUUUGCAGUACGGCUGGAUUCCUCGGGACCCGACCAAGAGACCCCAGGGUAUCAACUGCAACCUACCAUCGACGUACAACAAUGUGGAUGCCACGACGACGACAACUUCGACGGCUCAAACCCAAACGAAGAGCAGCGGAGGUGGAUUCUUGGGUGGCAUCUUUGGGUUCUAG
Messenger RNA from Pseudozyma hubeiensis SY62, 1740 nucleotides. RefSeq names its product exo-beta-1,3-glucanase. Gene Ontology annotation, molecular function: beta-glucosidase activity. The transcript has a single exon. The coding region runs from base 1 to 1740 and encodes 579 amino acids. NCBI's taxonomy places the organism in Eukaryota, Fungi, Basidiomycota, Ustilaginomycetes, Ustilaginales, Ustilaginaceae. Gene Ontology annotation, cellular component: cell surface; extracellular region. The record is from RefSeq and is a predicted model, not a curated record. Gene Ontology annotation, biological process: glucan catabolic process.